This is a messenger RNA of Tinamus guttatus (white-throated tinamou), 712 nucleotides long. RefSeq names its product claudin 2 (gene CLDN2). NCBI's taxonomy places the organism in Eukaryota, Metazoa, Chordata, Aves, Tinamiformes, Tinamidae. Gene Ontology annotation, molecular function: structural molecule activity. The record is from RefSeq and is a predicted model, not a curated record. Gene Ontology annotation, cellular component: bicellular tight junction; membrane.
ACACACGUGCGCAGACAUGGUCUCCACAGGGCUGCAGCUGGUGGGCUACACCGUGGCCUUCAUGGGCUACGUCGGCACGCUGACGACCACGCUGCUGCCCAGCUGGAAAAUCAGCUCCUACAUCGGCUCCAGCAUCGUGACAGCCGUGGGCUUCACCAAGGGGCUGUGGAUGGAGUGCGCCACGUACAGCACCGGCAUCACCCAGUGCGACAUCUACAGCUCCCUCCUCAACCUGCCCGUGGACGUGCAGGCGGCGCAGGCACUGAUGGUGAGCUCCAGCGCGGUCUCCUCCCUCGCCUGCCUCAUUGCCAUCAUGGGCAUGAGGUGCACCAUCUUCAUGCAGGGCUCGCCAGCCAAGGACAGGGUGGCUGUGAUGGGUGGCAUGGUCUUUGUGCUCGGGGGCCUGCUCUGCUUCAUCCCCGUGGUCUGGAACAUCCACGUGGUGCUGCGGGAUUUCUACAACCCUCUGCUCCCCGACAGCACCAAGUAUGAGCUGGGCGAGGCGCUCUACCUGGGCAUCAUCUCUUCCCUGCUCUCCCUCAUCGGUGGCUUCAUCCUCUGCGCUUCCUGCCCUCCCCGGGACUCGCCAGACACUUAUGACAGCACCCACCAGCCCAGGCUGCUGGCAGGCAAGAGCCCCCAGCCCUCCAUCAGCCACACACAGAAGACCAAGAGUGAUUUCAACUCCUACAAACUGACGGGAUAUGUGUAG